CACAACAAACCAGUAUCACCAUCAGUCCAAUGUCAGUAAAAAAAGGUCAAAAAGUGAUAAUAACCUGUGAAUCAGAUGGUUAUCCUGAACCAACCUACACUAUUUAUCAUAAUGGUGCAGUUAUCAGUUAUAAAAAGACAUACAUCAUUCAAUCUGUCAACUUCAAUCACGCUGGUUCAUAUCGUUGUGAAGCAAGAAAUAAACUGGGAAAUGAUUUUUCUGAUGUUAAAAAUCUUACUAUCAUCAAAGACAACGUUCUUUGUGAUGACCAAAAAGAGAGAAUAAAACAGUGCAAAACAGAAUGGUACAUUAUUUUAAUAACUUUAACAUCUGGAAUUAUCGUUGGAAUUUUGGUUUCUAUUGUUUUUCAAUAUCGCCGACAUUGCUUUUGUAAAAAUUGUCAACAAUUUCAAUCUCCAUCUGAAGUUAGGAAAAAUUCUGUUGAUACAACUUAUCAAGAAUUGGAUUUAUCAAAAAUUAAUAAUAAAGAAGAUAAUUAUCAAUCAUUGAGACCAAAGGAGGACACAAUUGAUAAAACUUAUCAAGAACUGUACAUAUCGAAAAGGAAUAUAGAAAAUGAUAAUUAUGAAUCGUUGCAAAAAAAAUAAUGAAUCGGAGUACGAGAUUAUGAGAAGAAAUUAUGAGAACAGUAAUUUGUUUCAAGAAAAUCAUAAAUUUAUUCUAAACAUGUGUUUAUAAACAUUUUC
This is a messenger RNA of Xenia sp. Carnegie-2017, 707 nucleotides long. RefSeq lists its product as uncharacterized. Bases 30 to 608 code for a protein of 192 amino acids. The transcript is spliced from 2 exons. NCBI's taxonomy places the organism in Eukaryota, Metazoa, Cnidaria, Anthozoa, Malacalcyonacea, Xeniidae. The record is from RefSeq and is a predicted model, not a curated record.